CUUUCGAAGUUGGAUUGUGUAUUGUAGACUUGUAGUGUCGUGAUUUGGUUUGAAUUAGCAGAAUCGAGAAAUGGUAUUCAAGAACAAGCUAUUCUUCUCAUCAAAGACAUCCGAAUCUUCGAGCCACGAUAGUUCCAAUAGUUCCAUAUCUUUUGGCUCCAACUCUCCCAUACGAUCAGACACAAAGAAGUCUGAAACUGCUUCAAAGGAUGAAACCCUGGCCCCUAACCCGAUCUCCGCUGGUGGUUUCGUCGGCAGCUCCGGACGAUCUGGCCCUAGGAAGAGGUUUCCUAGUGACAUCAAAAGUUUUUCUCAUGAGCUGAACUCAAAAGGUGUACAUCCCUUUACAUUGUUGAAGCCUUGUAGGUCCAACAACGUGGAGGAAAUAUUGGAUCUAAUUCUUGCAAAAUUUGAUAAAGCAAAGGAAGAAGUAAACUCUGACCUUGCGGUAUUUGCUGCGGACCUGGUGGGAGUUCUUGAGAAAAAUGCAGAAAGCCAUCCUGAGUGGGAGGAGACAUUUGAAGAUUUGUUAAUUUUGGCUCGCAGUUGUGCUAUGACUACUCCUGGAGAUUUCUGGCUUCACUGUGAAGGCAUAGUUAAAGAUUUAGAUGAUAGACGUCAAGAGCUUCCUCCGGGCGUUCUCAAACACCUUCAUACUCGGAUGCUCUUUAUACUUACCAGAUGUACGAGAUUGCUUCAGUUUUAUAAGAGUUGGGGAGAAGUGGAACAAGUUGAAGAAUAAAAAUGGUUAUGAGUGUGUGACAAGUUUCUGCAUUUGAACACGUUGAAUAAGUCUCCUUGCAUCUUAGGAGUUCAAAAAUAAUUUGAUCGAGUCUGUUUGGGUGUUUUUUUAAAUUCGUUUCAUGAUCUAUCUAAGAGAUCAUUGUAUUUGUGAUUCAAUAAAGAAAAAACACUUUCAGUA
Messenger RNA from Raphanus sativus (radish), 922 nucleotides. Its product is annotated as probable serine/threonine protein kinase IREH1. Bases 71 to 742 code for a protein of 223 amino acids. The transcript is spliced from 3 exons. The record is from RefSeq and is a predicted model, not a curated record. Lineage: Eukaryota; Viridiplantae; Streptophyta; Magnoliopsida; Brassicales; Brassicaceae.